AUGAACACUGAUUUGUUCAAGAAACAAUGGCUGUGUGUUAUGCCAGCGAAAACCUCCCACAGCUGCAGAUUGAAGCUGUGCUCAGUGUACGACCGCUGAAGGUGACAGAACCACGACGAGUUCGCCAGGUUUUGAUGAGUGACACUGACUGCAUUCAUGGAUGCUACCAAAUCGUUCUCUACUACGAGUCGUUGAACGAGGAAGAGGGUGAUAAGUUUUUGGCUGGUUGGAUUGUAGAGUCACUAGGAAGUGCCUUGGUGGAACACCCACUUCUUUCUGGGAGGCUCAAAAGGAAGGACAGUGAUGAGGACGAGGCAGUGUUGGAAAUUGUGUCCAAUGAUUCUGGCAUUCGACUCUACGAGGUUCGCUUCCCCAUGGUCUUGUCAGAGUUUCUUUCCUUGAGAGCUGAAAAGGAGCAUCUUGAGGCUGAGCUUGUCUUUUGGAAGGAAAUUGAUGAACAGAAUCCUCAGUUCUCUCCUCUCUUUUACGUCCAGGUGACCCAGUUUGAAUGUGGUGGAUACACAGUAGGUAUUAGCUGCAGCCUUCUCUUGGCAGAUGCAUUGGUGGUAGAGAACUUCCUGAAGAAUUGGGCUGACAUUCACAGCAGCAUGUUACUCCAAAGACAAGAGAUUAAAGCACCCAUAUUUCAUCCCUCUCUUCUCGUAAAAAACGACGAGCCUCCCCCAGCUGAUGUGAUCAACCGCACAAGAUGCAGAAAGGCACAGAGCAUGGGAUUCAAGUUCAUUGGCAAGGACUUAAAUUUGAACCAGGAAUUUUACAGGAAAGUUGCAAUGCUAUGCGUUGAGGAAGCAGAGAAAAAGCUUGAAAAGAAGGUGUGGACAGAAUUUAGUUUGUUUGUGAAAGAAUCGUGUGAGGUCAUCAAGGUAGAGGGUCACUCAAAGAGUGGAUACUGUAAGAAAGUGUUGGACCAAAGCCUAAAGAAUGAAAUCAGUGGUGGCACGUGGAAUGAUUUUGGAGAGUUCUUCAUGUUUCAUGAAGGAAACAAACCUGUCCUUGUUUCUCGUUGGAUUGGAUCAAUUGCUGAUGAUGGAAAAGUUGUAGUAAUUCCAUCUCCGGAGGAAAAGGCCUCUGCUUUGAUCAUAGUGUCGCUCCCUUGAAGUUC
Vigna radiata var. radiata (mung bean) is the source of this 1123-nucleotide messenger RNA. Its product is annotated as protein ECERIFERUM 26-like. The coding region runs from base 27 to 1118 and encodes 363 amino acids. Gene Ontology annotation, molecular function: acyltransferase activity, transferring groups other than amino-acyl groups. The record is from RefSeq and is a predicted model, not a curated record. The transcript is spliced from 2 exons. NCBI's taxonomy places the organism in Eukaryota, Viridiplantae, Streptophyta, Magnoliopsida, Fabales, Fabaceae.